This is a messenger RNA of Bactrocera neohumeralis, 1943 nucleotides long. RefSeq lists its product as uncharacterized. Lineage: Eukaryota; Metazoa; Arthropoda; Insecta; Diptera; Tephritidae. The transcript is spliced from 2 exons. Bases 80 to 394 code for a protein of 104 amino acids. The record is from RefSeq and is a predicted model, not a curated record.
UGUUUGAGUUCGUGCGUGUGCGCCCAACUGUCUGUCAGCCUGUCAGCCUGCUUUGUAAAUUGUUUACUCGUGAAAAAUAAUGUGUUCAGCACCACUUGGUUUUUAUACGCCUGUGAAAGCGCCCAUCGAGAGUCUCUUUCAACUGGGCGUAACGCGUGCACCUAACGGUAAUGGUCAUCACGCCUUUAAUAACACCUCCACGCCGACAACGAAUGGCGGCACCACCGUCAACAAUAUAGCUACACAUAAUGGACAGAGUAAUGGCGUUUCGAACAGCAAUGGUGGCGCUGAUGACACCGAGGAGUCGGAGAGUUUGCAGUAUAUAAAACCAGCGAACGAUGAUCUCACCAUUGCGUACAGCGAGGGCGCGCAGAAGACAGAUUUAUUGUAUUGAGUGAGCGCAAAGUAGCAAGCAUGAGAUUGCAAGGUGCCAGCUGCAACGAGUGGAGCAGGCGAAAAGGGUUUUGAAAUUACUGAUAAUACUGGAUAUUUGGCAAGCAAAUGUCGGUGUCGAACUGUUUGUAGGUCCUGACUGGCUGACUGGCAGCGCAUAUUCCGCCGAAGCGUUGCGCUUUUCGGAAUUGUUUAACAUUUGCGUAGCAGUUAAUGUCUGCACUAGUUUAUAAGUCGUUUAGGCGUGCAUUCUUCUUUAGUUGUAUGUAAAUUUCAUUAUAAUUAUAAUUUUUUCGUUUCUCUCUCUCUCGCUUAUUUACUUUACUAAUUUAGUUAUAUAAAUGCAUUUCACAAUGAAUACAUUCUAAUGCACUUUUUAUGUGUGUCAAAUUAAUGCAAUGCAAAUUUUUUGUCUGUUAUAUAAAUAUAGUAAAAACAAAUACAAAAAUGAAAUGAAAAUGUAAUGCAAUCAUAUAAAAUAAAUAUUAAUAUGAAAAGUCUGUUUAGCAUACAGAAAUUUUUGCAACAUAAUUAUACUAGAUUAACUUUCAUAUAUGUAUGUAGCAUUAGAGCGUAGCGAAAACAGUGUAGUAGUGAUAAAAUAUACACAGAAACAAGAUAAUUAAAAAUCAAAAUAAUAAUAAUAAUGUCAAAAAAAUAUUAGCUCACAAUGUCAGAAAUGUGAAUACUGCAUUAUCCCGUUUACAUUAAAACAAAAUUUAAACAUAUUUUUUUUGUCGGAAAGUUGAGCAUAAACCAAUAUCUGCGUAUAUUAAUAUUUACAAUUUGCUAUUUUUUUGUAAUAUGAACUUUUUUAAUUUUUUUUUUACUUAAAAAUAUAUAAAAUAUUAAAUUCAACAAAGUCAAAAUAUCAACAAAACAAAUUAGAAACAUACACAGUUCUUGUUUACAUAUAAAACUUAAAAAAUAUACAUAAAUAUCAAAACUUGCAUUUAAAUAAACUCAAAAACGAGCUUCAAUAAAAAUUCAAUUAAAGAAAACGUUAAAUUGAAGCGCAUAAUUGAGUAAAAAAAUAAAUUUAAAAAGUGUUGUUGAUCUACAAGCUGAACUGAUUGAUGAUCGCAACUCUAACCAAAUGCGUUACAUCUGCUAAAUACAAAAAUAAAAAAAACACUUGUCAAAUUUAUGUAGUUUCGAAAAAAUCGAAAAUGCUUUAAAGAAAAAUUAAAGAAAAGCGCGCGCUCUAAUGCCGAUUUGCAUACAUGCAUACAUACAUAUAUUAAUUUUUUGUAUUAUGUAUUUUACUUAUAAUACCUUAUAUUAAAUAAUAUUAUAUUAUAUAUACAUAUACAUUGCAUACCAUUUACUAUAUACGAUUAUUAAUUAUAUUAUUACUGAUUUACAUGCAUACAUACAUACAUAUUAAAUAUAUACAAUACCACAUACCGUACAUUUUUAGAUAUAAGCGAUUUAAAAUACAACAACGUGCAGUUGAUAAAUAAAAAAACAAAAGCGUAAUGUUACACAAACAAAGAAAAUUAUACAUGAAAAUAAAUAAAAGCUUAAAAGGCAUUUAAAUUUAAAAUAAA